Rhododendron vialii is the source of this 810-nucleotide messenger RNA. RefSeq names its product 17.6 kDa class I heat shock protein-like. The coding region runs from base 60 to 662 and encodes 200 amino acids. NCBI's taxonomy places the organism in Eukaryota, Viridiplantae, Streptophyta, Magnoliopsida, Ericales, Ericaceae. The record is from RefSeq and is a predicted model, not a curated record. Gene Ontology annotation, biological process: response to salt stress; response to hydrogen peroxide; protein folding. The transcript has a single exon.
UCUUAACAACAAAUCUCUCUCAACAACCAACUCACUCACAUCCCAAAACAACCAAAAAAAUGGGCAUUCCAAAACUCACACCGAUGUUCCUCCUAACAACAGCGAUAACUCUGAUCACUCUCACCCCAACCCCAACCACCGCUCUCAUGCCCUAUACCCGAAACCCAAUAUGGGACCUAAUGAUGCCACCACCCGACAUCGACCCGCUCCGCAUCCUCGAGCACGCCCCGCUCCCCAUCCCGAAAGAUGCGGAGCCUCUCGCCCUGGCCCGCUGCGACUGGAAGGAGACCCCCUCGGAGCACGUGAUCGCGGUGGACGUGCCGGGGCUGAGAAAGGAGGACGUGAAGGUGGAGGUGGAGGAGGAGAGCAGGGUGGUGAGGAUAAGCGGGGAGAGGAAGGCGGAGUUGGAGGAGGAGGAAGGGGAGAAGUGGCACAGGGCAGAGAGGGUGAGCGCCAGGUUCGUGAGGCAGUUCAGGCUGCCGGCCGACGCGGACCUGGAAGGGGUGAAGGUUAGGUUGGAGAACGGGGUGUUGACGGUUAUGGUGCCGAAGGUGGCUGAGGAGAAGAGGAGGAAGGGGGCCAAGGUGAUCAGUAUUGAGGAGGCGGCCGGGAGUGGUGGUGAUGGGGCUGUUAAGGCUACUAAUAAUAAAGGUGAACUGUGAACAUAAGAGUAUAGGAUAUGAGUUGAGUUUGAGUUUUGUGAUGAGACGAGGAUGGUUUGUAUUAAUGGUACUGUGUGAUGGUGCAUGUAGUUGUAAAAUGUACUUGCUCUUGUUUAUGCUCAAAAUAAAGUGAUCACUUCUUCCUUAA